AUGGCGUCCGAGAUUCCGUACGAUGAAAUAAGGGAGCUCCAGAUCUCCCUGAGGAAAGAGGCGGGUCUCUCUUCUUACAACCUAGAAGAAAACGAUUGGCUUCCCGAUUUGGCCUCUCUUAAUGACUCCUCAAUUUCCGACAUUGACCCCUCUCCUCCCUACCUCCGAUGCAAGAACUGCAAAGGCAGGCUUCUCCGAGGUGUAAAUUCAAUAAUUUGUGUCUUCUGUGGAAGACUGCACAACCAGGAUAUCCCUCCUGACCCAAUCAAGUUCAUGUCUACUAUCGGUUCCCGUUGGUUUCUCCAAUCUCUUCUCUUAGAUGGAUCGGAGCUUGUGGGGACGAUUAGCGAAACAAAGGAAUUAAACAGAGGACAGAACACUUCUCAAAAUGAGUUUCCCUUGUCUGAUCUCUUAGAUUUGGAAAUAAGAUGGCCUUCAGAGUCGGAGAGAUCAGAAACUAGAGUUUCAGACAAGACUCCUGCUCAAAAUUUGAGUACUUUGAAUUUGGUUGGAUUUGAUCUUAACAACUUUUUUGCUGAACCUAAGGUAGACUCUAUCCCUGCUUCAUCUCAAGUUCAGCUCCCGCCGAACGAACAAAAGGAUGGUAUGGGAAAUAAUGCAGUUCAAGGUCAUGGAAAUCUUAGCUUGUUUGAGAAUGUUCAGCCUUCUGAGACAAUUGGAGGGUCCAAUCAAGAUGAAAGUGGUGACCGGUCUUCUGGUUGGGAUGCUGAGUUUCAAUCUGCUACUUCUGGAACCUAUCAUCUGGAAUCCAAAUCAUCGGAUCCUUUUGUGGGUUCUUCCUCAGUUGAUCUUUCUGCCCAUAUGGACUCUGUCUUUGGUCCUGUUAAGGACUUAUAUGAAGGAAAAACAAAAGACGAAACAACUUCUGCGUCCAGCACUUCUAAGGAUGAUAUAUGGAAUAUUUCUGGCACUGUAGCCGGCCAGGAUGAACUGUUUAAACUGAACAAAAAUGAUGAGGAUGGCAAUCAGUGGCAAACCACCACCACCACCAGCAAGGAUGAGAAUAAAACCGUUGACGUAGAUGAAGAUUCAUUUGACGCAUGGAAUGAUUUUACUGGAUCAACUAGUGUACCAGUGCCUUCAAAAAAUUCUUUGAAACAAGAUGCUAAUCACUUGUCGUCAUCUGUGGAUCAGGCAUCAGGAAUAAACUUGUUUGUCGGAAGUAGUAUUUCACAGGAUGUUGAUUUUGGUAGCUUUUCCCAGCCUGAUUUCUUUCCAGGAACAUUUAGCAAUCAGAAUGGGUCUUCAGAAGUGAAUAUCAUGCAGACAGAAACUUCUGUUUCAGAUAGGAAAAUAAUUGUGGAGAAAAACUUGGAUAGGAGUGGGCAAACUUUUGAUAAGAGGUGUUUGCUUAGACAGUUGGGUUCAAGGAUUGAUAGUGUAAAUCAAGAUGGUGAGAGUGCUGAAGAAGUUAAGAAAGGUGAAAAUACGAGGUCCAAGGAUGAUGAUGUAGAGAUGCUCAUGUCGCAGAUGCACGAUCUCUCAUUUAUGCUGGAAAGUAAUCUAUCAGUGCCACAAAAGACACAAGCAUUUAGUUCAUUUUCUAAAGAUUAA
Messenger RNA from Dovyalis caffra, 1575 nucleotides. The record is from the annotation of a GenBank genome assembly. Lineage: Eukaryota; Viridiplantae; Streptophyta; Magnoliopsida; Malpighiales; Salicaceae.